AUGCGCGUCGCCCAAGUCUUGUUGGCCACUUCUGUCGUUCUUGUUGCGUGCAGUAGCGGCAUUUCUGUCGCCGCGGACGGCGGUACCAAAGUGAAGACUUCGACGACGGCGACUACCGGACCUGACUCGUUAGCUGCGACUGUCUUAGCGGGUGAAGGCAACGACAACAACGACAUUUUCGCCUACAAAAUGCCGUUCAAGUACAACAAUACCACUGGUACCAUGGUGAUUACAAUUGACAAGAGCAGCCUUAAAAAGGUCUCGGGCGACACGCCUCCAAGCGACCUAUCGCAGAUCUACGACUUCAGCAAGUUGGAGGAGAAUGCACAGGGGUCAGGAGAUGAGGAGAGGGGACUGUUCAGUUUCGCGGCGACGCACUUCGCUCAGUACAAACUGACGCAGAAAGCCGUCUCCUGGUUGAAGGGCGUUUUCUAG
Phytophthora nicotianae INRA-310 is the source of this 435-nucleotide messenger RNA. RefSeq lists its product as hypothetical. The record is from RefSeq and is a predicted model, not a curated record. Bases 1 to 435 code for a protein of 144 amino acids. The transcript has a single exon. Lineage: Eukaryota; Oomycota; Peronosporomycetes; Peronosporales; Peronosporaceae.